AUGCUCGUCUCUGCACCGUCUUCUCAUCCGCUGACCCCCAUCCAGGAAGACGGUUCAAACUGCAGCAUCUUCUCAAUCGAUAUCCCCGCCAACAGGAGCCGACUGCCUUUGGCCAAGAACGCUCUCAAGAAGCUGCGAACUCUGCGUCACCCUGGCGUCAUCAAGGUCCUGGACACCGUUGAGACGGAAUCCUACAUCUACAUCGCCACCGAGCGUCUCGUGCCGUUACGAUGGCACAUUCGAAGAAAGAGUCUCAGCCCAGAAACGAUCAAAUGGGGUCUGCAUAGCAUCGCUCGAACCAUAAAAUUCAUCAACGCCGACGCCUCCUCGAUCCAUGGCUCACUAAAGGUCGGAUCCAUCUACACUACCGAGAGUGGCGAGUGGAAGCUGGGCGGCUUUGAAGUAGUGAGCAACGUAAAGGACGACGAGUCGGUCAUAUAUACCUACGGAAGCCUUGUUCCCGAUGCGGGCCGCUACGCUCCCCCGGAGCUCAGAAACGGAUGGGACAUGAUCAAGAAGAGCCCACACUCUGCCGUCGACUCGUUUAAUUUUGGAGCCCUCAUGUUUGAAGUCUUCAAUGGCGACUACCGCGGGCCCGAAGAGGCCGGCCAAACGAAAAACAUCCCGCCCACCAUGCAGCCAGGUUUCAAGCGGCUCUGCAACGCGAACCCCAAAGCUCGAAUCAGCGUCAGCAGCUUUCUCGACCAAGGCAGCCGAGCGGGGGCCUUCUUUGACACGCCUCUGAUAAAGUUGACGGAGGGUGUCGACAACAUAGGCGUCAAGUCCCCCAGCGAAAGGGAGGAGCUUCUGAAUGAUUUGGAUCAUCUCGCAGACGACUUCCCCGAGGAGUUCUUCAAGCUCAAAGUGCUGCCUGAGCUCAUCAAGUCCGUUGAGUUUGGUGGGGGAGGGCCAAAGGCCUUGGGUGUAGUGCUCAAAAUAGCGGCCAAGUUCUCCAACGAAGACUUUGAUUCGAAGAUCUCUCCCUUCAUCGUCCGAGCAUUUGCCAACCCUGAUCGAGCCAUCAGAGUCUGUUUGCUGGACAGCCUACCGAAGAUGAUCGAACGGCUAUCACAAAAGAUCGUCAACGACAAGCUCUUUCCCCAAAUUGUGGCCGGCUUCACGGAUAUGCAGCCGGUGGUGCGGGAACAAACUCUGAAGUCGGUGCUUGUCAUCAUCACGAAGCUGUCCGACCGCACCAUCAACAGUGAGCUCUUGAGGCACCUGGCCAAGACGGCGAACGAUGAACAGCCUGGCAUCCGCACAAACACCACGAUCUGCCUGGGGAAAAUUGCACGCUAUCUCGGCACGUCAUCACGGGCCAAGGUGCUGAUAGCGGCAUUUACUCGCUCCCUCAGAGACCCCUUUGUCCACGCUCGUAGCGCUGCCCUCAUGGCGCUCGGCGCCACGGUGGAAUACUUUUCGGACGAAGACUGUGCCGUGCGGAUCCUACCGGCUCUCUGCCCCCUGCUCAUGGACAAGGAAAAGCUUGUACGAGACCAGGCAAGUCGAACCAUGGACACGUACGUUCAAAAGGUUCGCAAGGCCGCGGCGGGAAUGCCAGAUACGGCCCUGCCUUCGCCCCAAGCGGCCGAAGCACAACAACCCGCACGGAUGGGCACGCCUCAGCAGAGUGGCUCGUCUGGAUGGACCGGCUGGGCCAUCUCUUCUUUCACAAACAAAAUACCUGCCGCGGCGGGAGAUAUACAAACCUCAAACGGGUCGCCUGCUGACGCCCGACCCGCGCCAACCUCUCCUGGUGCAGAACUUAAGAAGCCAACUGCCGCCCCGGUCACCAGUGCCGCGACGUCGCUACGUCGACAGGCCACGAUGCCAUUGUCUCCGACGGAAAUUUCCUCUCCCACCACAAUAGACCCAAUCGCCGAGGACUUUUUCUACGACGAUGGCGACGAUGCAGGAGAUGCUUGGGGAGAUAUGGGGGAUAUGGGUGAGGACGAUGAGAUUCUGACGAAAAAGGGCAAGGAAAAGCCGCGGGUUGCCAGCACUACGCCCUUUGACGAGGGCGAGCCGGACUUUGCAGGUUGGUUGGAGUCGCAGCAGAAGAAGAAAUCUGGCGGCGCCAAGCCGUUGCCAAAGGGGCUCUCCAAGUCGACGGUGACCAAAUCCUCGGCGAAGAAGAUGGCUGCAAAGCCUGUAGCCGCCAAGAAGAUUGACAUGAAGCCUAAGGAGACGGAGAAUGACGAUGACGGUUGGGGUGACGGAUGGUGA
Molecule: messenger RNA, 2226 nt
Organism: Drechmeria coniospora
Lineage: Eukaryota; Fungi; Ascomycota; Sordariomycetes; Hypocreales; Ophiocordycipitaceae
Product: protein kinase-like protein
Exons: 6
Coding region: 1-2226 (741 amino acids)
Biological process (GO): tRNA export from nucleus; protein phosphorylation
Cellular component (GO): cytoplasm
Molecular function (GO): ATP binding; protein kinase activity
Source: RefSeq, a predicted model, not a curated record